AUGGGCGGUAUUGGAAAGACGGCCUUGGCUCAGCGGCUAUAUAAUGAUGCCGGAGUGAAUAGAUGUUUCAAAAGGAAAGCAUGGGUUUGUGUUUCGGAUGUUUUUGAUGUUUUUGACAUAACCAAGAAUAUUUUCCACUAUAUCACUGGGUUGUCAUGGCAGGACGAAGAUCUUAACGGGCUUCAAGUUAAGUUGAGGGACAAUCUAUCUAGGAAGAAGUUUCUUGUGGUUUUAGACGAUAUCUGGAAUGACAAGUACGAAAGGUGGACUGCCAUCUUGAAGCCAUUUGAAGCAGGGGCUAGGGGAAGCAAGAUCAUUAUCACAACUCGCAACCGUUCUGUUGCUUCCAUAACAAAAACGUUGCCAUAUUGUUUGAAGGAAUUGUCCCCUGAAAAUUGCACAAACUUAUUAGCCUUUCAUGCUCUUGGAGAAAUAAACUUUGAGAGCCACCCGAAAUUUGAAAAAAUAUGCAAGAAAAUAGCUGAAAGAUGUAAAGGUUUACCUUUGGUAGCGAAGAUGUUGGGUGGUGCCCUACGUAGUAUAACAAAUCCUGAUGAAUGGGAAGAUAUCUUAAACAACAUAAUAAGGGAUAAUGCAAUGGUAGAGAAUGAUGAGCAAAGUCAAUUGAGGGUGGGAUAUGCUUUAGCUUUGGGGAGUCUCAGCUGGCAAUUAAUGAAGAUGAUGCAUCUCUUGGAAGAGCUCGUUAUGCAUCAUUCAUCUUGUCAAGAAUUGUAG
This is a messenger RNA of Eucalyptus grandis, 735 nucleotides long. RefSeq names its product putative disease resistance protein RGA4. Gene Ontology annotation, biological process: defense response to other organism. The record is from RefSeq and is a predicted model, not a curated record. The transcript has 3 exons. Lineage: Eukaryota; Viridiplantae; Streptophyta; Magnoliopsida; Myrtales; Myrtaceae. Gene Ontology annotation, molecular function: ADP binding. Bases 1 to 735 code for a protein of 244 amino acids.